AUGAAAAGUGUUAAACCAAAUCCAUUCGACAAAGACUCAGAACCAUUUGUUGAAACUGACCCAACUGGAAGAUAUGGUAGAUACAAUGAAUUACUUGGAUCAGGUUCUUGUAAAAAAGUGUACAAAGCAUUUGAUCAAGAAGAAGGAAUAGAAGUUGCGUGGAAUCAAGUCAAACUCAGAAAUUUCAGUAAUAAUGACCCUGCAAUGAUUCAUAGGCUUUACUCUGAAGUUAGAUUGCUUAGAAGCAUGAGAAACGAAAACAUCAUUGCCCUUUACUAUGUUUGGAGAGAUGAAGAUCAUAACAUACUUAAUUUCAUCACUGAAGUUUGUACAAGUGGGAACUUGAGAGAUUAUAGGAAGAAACAUAAGCAUGUUUCUAUUAAGGCUUUGAAGAAGUGGUCUAAGCAAAUUUUGGAAGGGUUGAAUUAUUUGCAUGUUCAUGAUCCAUGUAUCAUUCAUAGAGAUCUCAAUUGCAGCAAUGUGUUUAUCAAUGGAAAUACUGGCCAGGUUAAGAUUGGUGACUUAGGUUUGGCAGCAAUUGUUGGAAAGAAUCAUACAGCACAUUCAGUUCUUGGGACACCAGAGUUUAUGGCACCUGAAUUAUAUGAAGAGAAUUACACUGAAUUGGUGGACAUAUACUCAUUUGGAAUGUUAGUACUGGAGAUGGUGACACGAGAGAUUCCUUAUAGUGAAUGUGACAAUGUUGCAAAGAUAUACAAGAAGGUGUCAUCAGGAGUGAGACCACAAUCCUUGAACAAGAUAAAAGACGCAGAAGUGAAGGCUUUCAUUGAAAAGUGUCUUGCAAAACCAAGGGACAGACCUUCUGCUGAGGAAUUGCUAAAGGAUCCAUUCUUUGAUGUUUUAGAUUAUGAAGAUGUUGAUGAUUAA
Messenger RNA from Medicago truncatula (barrel medic), 888 nucleotides. RefSeq names its product probable serine/threonine-protein kinase WNK11. Gene Ontology annotation, molecular function: ATP binding; protein kinase activity. The transcript has 2 exons. Bases 1 to 888 code for a protein of 295 amino acids. Lineage: Eukaryota; Viridiplantae; Streptophyta; Magnoliopsida; Fabales; Fabaceae. The record is from RefSeq and is a predicted model, not a curated record. Gene Ontology annotation, biological process: protein phosphorylation.